Molecule: messenger RNA, 1124 nt
Organism: Danio rerio (zebrafish)
Lineage: Eukaryota; Metazoa; Chordata; Actinopteri; Cypriniformes; Danionidae
Source: RefSeq, a predicted model, not a curated record
UGUUCUCAUCUGCAGUAGUAUUUGAUGUAAUGAGUCCACACAUGCCCACAGACAACAGCAUUCCUGUCAUGUCAGUGUCAACAGCCUGCAGCUCUUUAAUAAGUGAAGAUGAACUAUUGCAUAACCCAUCCAACAGCCGGAGACAGAGUCUGUCUGCAGGAGCUGGACAUCUCUGGACAUGGACACACACACUCUGAGCCUCGGGUGGUGUGUGAAGUGCAGUGGAGGAGUUUACAGCUCUGAUCAGGCCUGUCAAGCCAUGGGCCGAGUUUACCAUGAUCGCUGCUUCACCUGCUGCACCUGCGGCCAGAAACUGAAAGGGAAGCCCUUUUAUGACUUUUCCGGACAAGUGUUCUGCGAGGAGGAUUAUUUGUAUUCCAGCGUCAAGCACUUUGCAGAGGUCUGCUCAUCCUGCGGCUAUUUAAUCACAGAUAUGGUGCUCCAGGCUUUGGGAAAGUCCUUCCACCGCGAGUGUUUCCGCUGCGUGGUCUGCAACGAGACUCUGGAGGGGCAGCAGUUCAGUGUGGACGCACAAAAUAAGAUCUACUGUGUGAAGGAUUACCACAGGUUUUUAGCCCAGACCUGUGCUGUAUGUGAGCAGCUCAUCCUUCCCAUUGAGGGUUCAAAUGAAAGUAUGCGUGUGUUGACAAUGGGCAGAAGCUACCAUGUGGCCUGCUAUGAAGGAAAAAGCAACAUUUAAUCACUGUUUAAGAGUCUCUUUAUUAUUAUUCAAUAUCAGUUAUUUAUUGUGUUUUUUGACAGUUAAUGUUGUGUGUUUUUUAAUCAUUGGCAGUACCUUGAAGUACUGUAAAUGUUUAAGUCUGACAUGUUGAAGCUUGAAUUUUAAUGGCUAGAAAUAUACCAAAGUACCACAGUAUAUAUAAUUUCACUACCAUAUACAGAGGUUUUGGUAUAUAUUUAUUGUUUGCUACCAAACUUUGUCAGGUAUAUAGUUUUAUUAUGCAUUAAAUUAUAUAUAAGAAUAUCUUAGAAAAUAUAAUUCUCCAUUUAACUGAAAGAAAAGUUAAUAAAAUAAAUUAUGCAUUCUGGUUAUUGUGGUCUAUUGUAUAAUUAUUUUUUCCUGCGCCAAUAAAAUAUCUACCAUUAUUAAAUAUCUGAACAUU